ACACCCAAAUAAAACUAAAAUAAAUCCAAAGCAUAUCCAACGUUUUGUUAAUUCCUCUUCCCACCAUUUUCAGUUCCGACCACCAUUUUUUCCGGUCACCGGCAAGCAUCAGCUCCACCGUCGAAAACUUCUCUCUUUCUCACUCUACGAACCGCUCAAAAUGCCACGUCAUAGGCCACCUCCGUUUUCAGUUCUACUUCUAGCUGCAUUCUCACUCUGCUUUUCCCCUGCUCUAGUUUCCUUCUCCCAUGGCGAUUCUCAAAUUCCACCCAUUUCAGAAUGGAGAACUGAAGACUAUUACUCCGGUGUGGAACUUGUUGGGGUAAGUCCGAGUGGGUCUGUUGUGGAAGGCCCUACAAUGGAGCCUGUUGAGUACUCGUUAUUUGUGUUGGCAGCUGAAAGAACUCGAAGAAAAGAUCCUCUUAAUGGCUUUCAAGCUUACACUAGCGGGUGGAAUAUCAGCGAGCGCCAUUAUUGGGCUUCUGUUGGCUUCACGGCAGUUCCUUUGUUUGCUGUUGCUGCAGCCUGGCUCUUGGGUUUUGGGCUUUGCUUAUUGGUCGUCUCCCUGUGUUACUUCUGUUGCGGAAGGCAGUCGUAUGGCUAUUCUCAAAUGGCUUAUACUCUUUCACUUCUUUUCCUCAUUCUGUUCUCCAUUGCAUCAAUCAUUGGAUGUGUUAUUUUAUACACUGGUCAAGGAAGGUUUCACAAUAGUACAUCAGAAACAUUGGAAUAUGUUGUAAGUCAAGCAGAUUCGACUGCUCAAAAGCUUCGCGAUGUUUCCGAUUAUUUUGCUGCAGCCAAACAGACUGGAGUGGAUCAAGUUUUUCUGCCUUCUGAUGUUCAAACUGACAUUGAUCAAAUUGAGAUAAAGAUAAACUCUUCUGCUAGUAUUCUUGAUGACAAAACUGUGCACAACUCAAAUGACAUAAAAGAUCUCCUUGAUUCUAUACACCGCAGCCGUCUGGCUCUUAUAAUCGUUGCAGCUAUCAUGCUUCUGCUGACAUUUCUUGGAUUCUUAUUCUCCAUAUUUGGUAUGCAACUUCUCGUCUACAUUCUGGUGAUAACUGGCUGGUUACUUGUAACUGGGACAUUCAUCUUAUCUGGCACGUUCCUUGUUCUCCACAACGUGGCUGCAGAUACUUGUGUUGCAAUGGACCAGUGGGUUCACAAUCCUACUGCGCAUACGGCCUUAGAUGACAUUCUUCCCUGUGUGGAUAAAGUGACUGCUCAAGAAACCUUGUUAAAAAGCAAGGAAGUGAGUGCACAACUUGUCGAUCUGGUCAAUGAGGUGAUCACCAAUGUUUCCAACAUAAAUUUUUCGCCCAACUUCAAACCUAUGUACUUCAACCAAUCUGGUCCGGUUAUGCCAACACUUUGCAACCCAUUUCACCCAGAUUUGACACCAAGAACUUGUUCUUCUGGUGAAGUAGACUUGCAAAAUGCUACACAAGUAUGGGGCAACUAUGUCUGCCAAGUUUUGCCUCCUGGUGAUAUAUGCAUCACAACAGGGCGGUUGACUCCAAGCUUGUACAGCCAGAUGGCGAGCGGAGUUAAUUUAAGUUAUGCACUUUUAAAUUAUAGUCCUACUUUGGUCGAGCUUCAAGAUUGCACGUUUGUUCGACAGACAUUUGAUGACAUCCAUAGAAAUUUUUGUCCCGGUCUACAACAAUACAGCAGAUGGGUCUAUGUUGGAUUAGCAACCGUCUCCAUUGCUGUUAUGCUGUCUUUGAUAUUAUGGAUUAUUUAUGGUCGAGAACGGCAACAUCGUGCUUCUGGAAAAGGGUUCGCUUCUAAACCAACUGGGGAGGAGUUGGAGGGAACCAAAGAAUCUUGAAAACUGUAAGUGUAAAUGUAAGAUUAUUUCCACUGUUAACAUAGCUUACAAUAUCCAAGGACCCACUUAUACUUCUUUUGCAUAAUUCCAUGAAUGUAUGAUAUGCCAAAGUUCUCUUUAGUAUGCCGACCUACUUUUCGAUAUUCUUUCAUUCAAAAUCGACACUGCUGUAUUAGCCAGCUUGUUUCUAUACUGCUGGUAUUCAUUCCCGGCGUACGAAACUGAAGAAAAGAAGACUAUUAGAUUGUGUUAUGAACAUGUUCUUUGGCUUGUGAUUUAGCCAUUGAAUUCAAAUAUGGAA
Cucumis sativus (cucumber) is the source of this 2135-nucleotide messenger RNA. RefSeq lists its product as uncharacterized. Bases 161 to 1834 code for a protein of 557 amino acids. Lineage: Eukaryota; Viridiplantae; Streptophyta; Magnoliopsida; Cucurbitales; Cucurbitaceae. The transcript has 9 exons. The record is from RefSeq and is a predicted model, not a curated record. Gene Ontology annotation, cellular component: plasma membrane; plasmodesma.